GGGACAACACACAUGUGGCACGGGCUGAGACACCGUAUACUACGAGAUUCUUGUUGCAGACACCAUGUUCAACAAUUUCUCAGGCAUCCGGAUUGCAAUACAUGGACUCGACUGGUCCCAGUGAUCCUAUGGAGUACACAAUGGGAACAAGACGACAGACUGCGCUUACUAAUAUAUCUAACCAAAUUAUCACAGGUCCGUCCGAUGAACAUGAGCGUCAUCGGGAGGAGAGGAAUAGAAAACAACGAGAAUACCGUGCAAGAAGAAAGGCUGAAGAAACCAACGAAGAAAGGGAGGCGAGGAAUAAAAGAAUGUGUGAUUAUCGAGCGAUGAAGAAGGCUGACACAGUACUAUACUCGCCUAGACAGACACAGGCUUAUGCUACUGGAUCUUCGAUCGUAAUACAAACCAACACACAGAUGGCAGAGCCGGUAACGCCUGUUGUUGCGAGGGGCUCUUUGCACCAACUGCCAACAUCAGUGGAACCAUUUUCAACCAACUCACAGGUGACAGAGCCGGUAACGCCUGUUGUUGCGAGGGGCUCUUUGCACCAACUGCCAAUAUCAGUGGAACCAUUUUCAACCAUUUCUCAACCUUCAACCUAUAAUCAAUCCGGUAGGUAUUCGUUGUUAUAAUUACUAUUUACAUAAUUUAUUAAUUUGAUUUCAUUUUGUCUUCAGCAAUUACUGCAUCUACCAUGGGCAAUCUCAUAAUGAACCGAGCGAGGUACAUCAAUAUGGAUGAUGCAGAUAGAGAAAUUCUACUGCAUAAGCGACGUGAAUACAAAAGGUUGAGACAAUGUGUACAAGACGACACGA
Molecule: messenger RNA, 818 nt
Organism: Zea mays
Lineage: Eukaryota; Viridiplantae; Streptophyta; Magnoliopsida; Poales; Poaceae
Exons: 3
Coding region: 102-635 (177 amino acids)
Source: RefSeq, marked validated